Thunnus maccoyii (southern bluefin tuna) is the source of this 1872-nucleotide messenger RNA. It is a transcript of the gene rhbdd3, whose product is annotated as rhomboid domain containing 3. The record is from RefSeq and is a predicted model, not a curated record. The transcript has 5 exons. Gene Ontology annotation, cellular component: membrane. Gene Ontology annotation, molecular function: serine-type endopeptidase activity; protein binding. NCBI's taxonomy places the organism in Eukaryota, Metazoa, Chordata, Actinopteri, Scombriformes, Scombridae. The coding region runs from base 368 to 1459 and encodes 363 amino acids.
GGUAACGCACUUUUUACGCUGAGUUGCCAAAUAACAAUAAAAGAAGAAGACGACGUGCCGUAAUGCGGAAGUGAGUGUCAAUUUAGCCAAAUAUUUAGCACAAACGAGUGCAAACUAUUCCAUGUCUGUGGCAGACAGCAUUUCACAAGUUAUAGAUAGGGGAGGAUUCUGCAGCAAGUGUGGAUUUACAAAGUUAUUAAAGCCUCCAGCUCCCACUAUGUGAAAUAUAUUGGGUUAUUGGCUAAAUAUCUAUACCUCUGUUUACUCUUGCAAGCCCUUGUGCUUGUUAUGAGCACCAACAGAUGCUUGUUUACCAGAACUAUGCAACAAAAAGACCAGUAAGUGAGGAAACUACAGCUGAAUUUAAAUGAUGCUUGAUCGUAUAUUGUCAGUAUGGUUUUGGUUUGGAUCAGAUCGCCCUGGAUUCUUUCUGGGAACAUCUUUAUUGGCAACACUGAUGCUGCUGAUGUAUGCUGGGGGGAUUCCAGCAAGUCUCAGCUUAGGUCCAGGUGGAGACUUCCCAAGGUUCAGAGAUGUGUUCCUGUAUGCUUUCAGUCAUGAUGAGCUGCCUGCUCUGCUGGUCAGUGUUGCUCUCCUGCUGUUGGUUGGACCAUGUCAGGAACGCCGCUGGGGAACAGUCGCCUUCCUCGCCCUCUCCAUCCUGACAAUGACCAUAUUACCUCUUAUUUACACCCUGGUUCUCUUUGUCUUUGGAGGUGAGGCAAGUCGGAUCUGUGGUUACUCAGCCAUCCAGCUGGCUCUGUUUACAGCCCAGUGUCGUCAGGUGACUCAGAGGAGGCUGCUGAGGUGUUUGCCAGUCUGGUUUCUCCCCUGGCUUCUUCUGCUGCUUGGUCUGGUGCUGCUCCCUGGGACACCUGCCCUGCUUCACUUCUGUGCAAUAUGCAUCGGUCAUAACUAUCAUCAGUCCUUCAUUGGGAUGUUACAGGAGCUGGAGGAAGCCAGUGUCUUGAAUUUAAUUCCUGAUUCAGCAUAUGUUCCCACUUCAGCCAGGUUCAGAUUGCCCACGUACACUACCUCACAGAGAUCUUCUCAGAUGGUGCCUGUAGAUCAGGCAGCUCCACCUCUCAUGAGGGGUCCCUCAGUUUUGAACCACCACCCAUGGGUGGAGCCAGUGCCUGCCUGGGUAAUGCAACAGUCUGCUGCGUUGUCUGAAGCAGAGGUGUUGGAGGAACAGAUGCUACGGGCUGGGAUACUCGCCUCCUUACAGGAUGCACCUGAGGACAUUGAUGCAAAAGUAGAAGUGCCCAAAUCAUCAGUUUCCUCUCUACGACUCCAGCAGCUCGAGAAGAUGGGCUUCGCCACAGAGAAAGCUGUAGUGGCAUUAGCAGCCUCAAAACAGCUAGAUGGCGCCAUCUCCCUGCUCAUUGAUGACAGCGUUGGAGAACAGGCUGUGGUGACAUCGAAGGGGAAGAACCCCAUGCCACCAGAGAGCACAUAGGAAACCUCGCACUCCUGGACUAAGCCUGAAUUACUGUUUGCCCUUGUGCAGUGAACUGAACUUAUGCUUGGAUUUUGCUGAGCUUUAACAUUAGAUUUUCCCUGUGGGCUACUUGUAGAAGUAUUGUUAAUGAUGAGAGGAAGUGCAGCGAAAGACUUGAGUUCUUCUUCCUCAACUGUGAGUUUACUCAAAUGAAGAUGCAAACUUGAUUGCUUGGGAGACAUGUGAUGAAUACAGUUGGGACACAAAUAAGGCCGGGUCAUGUUUUAAAAAAACAAUGAACAUCAUUUUAUUACAUCAAUCAUCUAGACAGGAUUAUCUUAACACAAUAACACAUUUGCAUGAAAAAAAGUUCAAAAUAUGAAAUGGUUACACAACAGCAUACAAAAUAAACUACAAUUGAUCAUUUUAAA